GUCAAGAUGGCGGCCUCCAUGGAUAAAGUUUUGCGCUUUCAUGAAAUGGGCUUAGAUGACCGAAUUUUAAAGGCCAUUGCAAAGAUGGGCUGGUCAACCCCAACCCUCAUCCAAGAACGGGCAAUUCCAUUAGCUCUGGAGGGAAAAGAUUUACUAGCAAGAGCAAGGACAGGCUCCGGAAAGACAGCAGCUUAUGCUAUUCCUCUUGUGCAGAGAAUUCUCACAAGUAAACAGACAGCAAGAGAGCAAGCAGUUAGAGCUGUUGUCAUGGUACCAACCAGAGAGCUUUGCAGUCAAGCCCACAAGAACAUCUUGGAGCUUACAAGCAGCUGUUCAUGGGAAGUCAAGUGUGCAGAUGUAUCAGUACAGGCGGACCUGGACGCUCAGAGACCACUUCUGAUGGAGAAACCAGACAUCGUUGUGGGUACCCCAAGUCGCCUUCUCGCCCACCUCAAGGCUCAGAACCUCACCCUGAAGGACACCCUGGAGGUGCUAGUUAUCGAUGAGGCAGACCUUGUCUUCUCCUACGGCUAUGAGAAUGACCUGAAAUCACUCCUGACUUUCCUGCCCAAGAUCUACCAAGCUUUCCUCAUGUCGGCAACCUUGAGCGAUGAGGUGUUUGCACUGAAGAAACUAGUCCUACACAAUCCAGUAACGUUAAAACUUGAGGAAUCGCAGCUUCCAGAUGUAGAUCAGCUGACGCAGUAUCACGUUAAAUGCACCGAGGCGGAUAAGUUUCUUCUUCUCUUCACAUUACUCAAACUCCGACUCGUCAGAGGCAAAACCAUCAUCUUUGUCAAUGAUAUUGAUAGAUGUUACAGAUUAAAACUUUUUUUAGAGCAGUUUUCGAUACCAUCUUGUGCCCUCAACUCGGAACUUCCCGUUAACACGAGAACUCACAUCGUGGAUCAGUUCAACACCGGCUUGUACGACAUCGUUGUCGCUUCAGACGAGACCUCUCUGGCCACAGACAAAAAAGGAGUAGGAAAGAAAAAACAGAAAAAAUCGAAAUCAUCAAAGGGUAAAGGCAGAGAAUACGGUGUGUCUCGAGGGAUCGAUUUCCAGAACGUGAUGAACAUCAUCAACUUUGACUUUCCUCCAACCGUCAAAGCUUACAUCCACAGAGUGGGAAGGACUGCCCGCGGUGACACUAGUGGAUCUGCCCUCUCUCUCGUCAGCGAGAAGGAAAUGGAGCCAUUAGCCAAGGUUGAAAAGUACCUCGUCAAAGAUGAUGGCAGCUCAGUCAUUAAACCCUACCAGUUCAAGAUGUCAGAGAUAGAGGGUUUCCGCUACCGUUGCACGGACGCCAUGCGAGCCGUGACGCGGGUUGCCGUACGAGAGGCACGCGUGAUGGAGAUCAAGAGGGAGAUCUUCAACUCCAAGACGCUCAAGACGUACUUUGAUGAAAACCCACGAGACAUGCAGCUCCUCAGACACGACAAAAUACUUCAUCCUGCGAAAGUCCACUCUGAUCUGAGGCAUGUUCCCGAGUAUCUAGUGCCGAAGGCGUUAAAAAACAAGGCGCAAGGAGCAAGCUUCAGCGCACCUGAGGCAAAGAAACGGAAAUCGAAACACAAAGGUCCACGAGAAUCCAGAUUUGCUAAGAAAAAGCGAAGAAAUGCAGCAGACCCUCUGAAAAGCUUCAAAUUCAAGAAAUCCUGAUCG
Messenger RNA from Asterias rubens (European starfish), 1665 nucleotides. Its product is annotated as probable ATP-dependent RNA helicase DDX56. The record is from RefSeq and is a predicted model, not a curated record. Gene Ontology annotation, cellular component: nucleolus. Bases 7 to 1662 code for a protein of 551 amino acids. Gene Ontology annotation, molecular function: RNA helicase activity; nucleic acid binding; ATP binding. NCBI's taxonomy places the organism in Eukaryota, Metazoa, Echinodermata, Asteroidea, Forcipulatida, Asteriidae. The transcript is spliced from 12 exons.